Trichoderma reesei QM6a is the source of this 432-nucleotide messenger RNA. RefSeq lists its product as uncharacterized. The transcript has 3 exons. NCBI's taxonomy places the organism in Eukaryota, Fungi, Ascomycota, Sordariomycetes, Hypocreales, Hypocreaceae. The coding region runs from base 1 to 432 and encodes 143 amino acids. The record is from RefSeq and is a predicted model, not a curated record.
AUGCUCAGACCGACACUCGCCAGACGAUUAGCCCAGACGGCAAAGGAGCAGCUCUCCAAAAGCGCUCCCUUGACCGUCGCAAACAACCCCUACAAGGCUCGAAAAGUGUGGCCGCCCGACUUCAAAGAGUUGACUCACCAGCAGCAGCUCCGGUUCGAGAAGAAGUACAAGCGUCGCAUCGCCCUCGCAAACUACUCGCCGAGGUGGGACAAGGGCGUCAAGUAUGCGCAGCUCCUCACAAUUGCAGCUGCGCUUGUGUGGCUUCUCUUUUACUCCGAGUUUGAGUGGUGGGGACGGCAGUAUAAGCCAUCGGAAGAGUUGCGAAAACACGCCCAGAAUCUCUUUGGCGUGCUCGACCCGGAGAAGCGAUACGAACGCCGCAAGGACGCCCCAGAAGUGAAUCCGUCGCCGCGAACCCCCGAGUCGAAAUAA